CUUCAGUGUUGCCUGGGGUCCAUCUGGAGCCUGGAGCUGGGCCCCAAAGAGUAUGCCUACCUGAAAGGGACCAUCCUCUUCAACCCUGUGAUUUGUGAAGUCCACCAGUGGUUUGGAAGAAUAAAUGGGCGAACGACUGAAAAGUCUCUGAAGAAUUGAAAUUAGAUUGGGGAGAUUCCCCAACAACUAAAAGUCUUGAAAACUACACCUCUUGCAGGCUUCAUAAACUCAUAAGAGUUUAUGAAAGAGUUCUGUAAUCCCACUUCUCUGGAUGAACUCGCAACCUGGGAAUGUGCCCUGACUGAAAGUCGUCCGGAAAAAUUUUAGUAUACGGGACCAAGCUCAACCAAGUGAGCCACCACGCCAGAGCUCAGGUGAGUUUCUCCAUCUUCGCUGGCUUCUCUAGGUAGGACGAUGACCCCCAGAAACCUCCCCAAUUACAGGUCCAAUUCUACAGCUCCCGGCUGACCAAUCACGGAUUACACGGCGCUGUGACGCAGACUCUCUGCGUCGCUUGCGGUGUUCCCGAGAGAACUGGUUUCAGCCGGUCAUGUGAUAAUCCAAGAUGGCGGUGCCCAGAGAUGGGGAGGAAGAAGCGGUAAUUUACUUAAUUGUGAGUGGCAUACCUCCGGAGUUGCGCUCGGCCCAGCUACGGAGUUACUUUAGCCAGUUCCGGGAACAGAGCGGCUGUGGUUUCCUUUGUUUCCAUUAUCGGCAUCGUCCUGAGCGGGCAGCUCCCCAGGCUACUCCCGACUCUGGCCUAACUCCUAUGGGCCAGAGUCUUGCCCACACUUUAGUCACCGAUGCCCAAGAUUUCUCCACUCGGGUCUCUGCUCCCGCCCAGCCCCGUACCUGCUGCUGCGUUAUCUCGGUACGGGGGGCGGCUCAAGCCCAGAGCCUGCUUCGCAUGUAUUCGGGCCGCAGGUGGCUGGAUUCCCAGGGGACUUCAUUGCCUGGUCGUUGUUUCAUCCGCAGACUUCGGUUACCUUCGGAGACAUCAGGUUUGGGCUCCUUUCCCUUCAAGACCCGGAAGGAACUGCAGAGUCGGAAGGCUAAGAGAGAAGAAGCCUUUACUCUUGGUGACCUGAAGCAAUUGCCAGAGCUGAACCCACCAGUGCUGAUGCCCAAUGGAAAUGUGGGGACGCCCCUGCAUGUCUUUUUGGAGUUGAUCCGGGCCUGCCGCCUGCCCCCUCGGAUCAUCACCCAGCUGCAGCUCCAGUUCCCCAAGACAGGCUCCUCCAGGCGCUAUGGCAACGUGCCUUUCAAGUAUGAGGACUCAGAGACUGUGGAGCAGGAAGAGCAUGUGUACACAGCUGAGGGUGAGGAAAUACCCCAGGGGACCUGCCUGACAGACAUAUCAGCCAGCCUCUGUGGAGAGCCAGAGGAAGAAGGAGAAAAAGAGGAGGAAGAAGAGUCACACUCAGAUGAUGAUGAUGACCGGGGUGAGGAGUGGGAGCGGCAUGAAGCGCUGCAUGAAGAUGUUACCGGGCAAGAGCGUACCGCUGAGCGGCUCUUUGAGGAGGAGAUUGAGCUCAAAUGGGAGAAGGGCGGCUCUGGUCUGGUGUUCUACACUGAUGCCCAGUUCUGGCAGGAGGAAGAAGGAGACUUUGAUGAACAGACAGCCGAUGACUGGGAUGUGGACAUGAGUGUGUACUACGACAGAGAUGGUGGAGACAAGGAUGCCCGGGACUCUGUUCAAAUGCGUUUGGAACAAAGACUCCGUGCGGGCCAGGAGGACUGUUCUGUGAUGGAACACCAGGUGGGCACCUUUGAGCGCCACACCAAGGGCAUUGGGCGGAAGGUGAUGGAGCGGCAGGGCUGGGCUGAGGGCCAGGGCCUGGGCAGCCGGUGCUCAGGAGUGCCUGAGGCCCUGGACAGUGAUGGCCAGCACCCCAGAUGCAAGCGUGGAUUGGGGUACCACGGAGAGAAGCUACAGCCAUUUGGGCAACUGAAGAGACCCCGUGGAACUGGUUUGGGGCUCAUCUCCACCAUCUAUGAUGAGCCUCUACCCCAGGACCAAGGGGAGUUGCUGCUCCGCCGCCAGCCACCCACCAGCAUGAAGUUUCUGACAGACAUGACCUUUGUGAGGAGCCCCAGCUGUGCCUUGGACAGCGUCUCAGAGCCUGAGUGACAGGUUCAG
Artibeus jamaicensis (Jamaican fruit-eating bat) is the source of this 2140-nucleotide messenger RNA. RefSeq names its product G-patch domain containing 3 (gene GPATCH3). The transcript is spliced from 9 exons. Bases 566 to 2131 code for a protein of 521 amino acids. Gene Ontology annotation, molecular function: nucleic acid binding. NCBI's taxonomy places the organism in Eukaryota, Metazoa, Chordata, Mammalia, Chiroptera, Phyllostomidae. The record is from RefSeq and is a predicted model, not a curated record. Gene Ontology annotation, biological process: negative regulation of RIG-I signaling pathway; negative regulation of type I interferon production; positive regulation of DNA-templated transcription.